GGCCCAUUCCCAGCACGAAACUGCAGGACGUCAUUAGUUGCCAUAGCAAUCCUAGGACAGCGUCUCUUGGAUGUUUGCGGAUGAAAACAAACAUGGCGGAAAGUCGCGGGAAUACAGAGACGGGUAAUGAAAAUGGCUAUGAAGGGAUAUCUGGAAAUGUGAGCAAACUGAUUGUUUUUCCACAUGGCUAUUAUGGUCAACCAAAAAAGGGUCAUUUGAUUUUUGAUGCCUGCUUUGAAAGUGGUAACCUUGGAAGGAUUGACUAUAUUUCUGAAUUUGAAUAUGACCUGUUUAUUAGACCUGAUACCUGUAACCCACGCUUUCGAGUUUGGUUCAACUUCACAGUGGAAAACAUGAGAAAAUCACAGAGAGUUAUUUUUAACAUUGUCAACUUCAGCAAAACAAAAAGCCUUUACCGAGAUGGAAUGGCCCCAGUAGUGAAAUCAACAAGUCGGCCUAAAUGGCAAAGGCUUCCACCCAAAAAUGUGUAUUACUAUCGUUGCCCUGAUCAUCAUAAAAACUAUGUCAUGUCAUUUGCCUUUUGCUUUGAUCGAGAUGAUGAUGUAUAUCAGUUUGCCUACUGUUACCCAUAUACUUACACACGCCUUCAGCAUUAUUUGGAGAAUCUGGACAAAAGGAACCUGGAAUACAUACAAAGGGAACUGCUUGGUUUAAGUGUGCAACAACGGAGAGUUGACCUACUUACUAUAACCAACCCUGUGAACCUGGUGUCUGAAGAUGAGCAAAGGGUCGUGUUUAUAACUGCUCGAAUACACCCUGGGGAAACUCCUUCAUCCUUUGUGUGUCAGGGUAUCAUUGAUUUUCUUAUAAGCCAGCAUCCUGUUGCCAUAUCUCUGAGAGACCGUUUGGUUUUCAAGGUAGCACCAAUGCUUAAUCCAGAUGGAGUUUACUUCGGAAAUUACAGGUGUUCACUAAUGGGGUUUGAUUUAAACCGCCAUUGGCAAGAGCCAUCUCCUUGGGCCCAUCCAACACUGUAUGCUGUAAAAAGGCUUAUUGUGGAGAUGCACAACUGUGCGAAAACCAGCCUUGAGUUCUAUAUUGACAUACAUGCUCAUUCGACCAUGAUGAAUGGAUUCAUGUAUGGGAAUAUUUUUGAGCGGCAAGAUCUAUUUCAGAGACAGGCUAUUUUUCCAAAGCUGCUGUGCCGAAAUGCUGAAGAUUUCUCUCUAACCAAUACUUCAUUUAAUAAAGACCUUGUAAAGGCUGGAACAGGACGGCGUUUCUUGGGGGGCCUCCUUGAUGAUUCUUCAUAUUGUUAUACAUUGGAAGUUUCCUUCUACAGCUAUAUGCCAGGAGGUACCAGCGUGCCUAUCCCCUACACUGAAGAAACCUAUAAGAAAUUUGGAAGGAAUGUAGCAAAGACAUUCAUGGAUUACUACCAGUCAAACAGCUCAAUGACAGCAGGACUUGCAGCUCCAAUGACACGAGAGAAAUCACCUGGUAUUGCAGCAGUGCACCAGUAUGGGGCAGGAGGAACCCAAAAAGGACAAAAAAGUACUAAGGAGCACCCCAAAUGAUCUUAAGAUUGAUCCAGUCUACAAAGCCUGAGCUAGAGGUGCAAGUUAUCCUCAGUCUAUAGAAAUGAGUGGCAGAUGGAAAUUUAAAAUGGAAAUAAUUUUCUUGAGGGUGCAGUAUGGAUCUUUAUAAACAGUGCAGUGAAGAAAUUCACCACCUAAAUUAAACAGCAGUUUUCUUUUAAUUCUUCCUGCAAUACUGUGUAUACUAUAAAAUUCAUUAUACACGUUUGGUAAUGAUUAUUAAAGAUGAAAUGUUGCAAAA
Messenger RNA from Xenopus tropicalis (tropical clawed frog), 1800 nucleotides. RefSeq names its product AGBL carboxypeptidase 4 (gene agbl4). Gene Ontology annotation, cellular component: centriole; cytosol; cytoplasm. Gene Ontology annotation, molecular function: zinc ion binding; metallocarboxypeptidase activity. The record is from RefSeq and is a predicted model, not a curated record. The transcript is spliced from 13 exons. Gene Ontology annotation, biological process: proteolysis. Lineage: Eukaryota; Metazoa; Chordata; Amphibia; Anura; Pipidae. Bases 81 to 1538 code for a protein of 485 amino acids.